Cavenderia fasciculata is the source of this 267-nucleotide messenger RNA. RefSeq lists its product as uncharacterized. Lineage: Eukaryota; Evosea; Eumycetozoa; Acytosteliales; Cavenderiaceae. The transcript is spliced from 2 exons. The record is from RefSeq and is a predicted model, not a curated record. Bases 1 to 267 code for a protein of 88 amino acids.
AUGGCUAAUAUCGGUACACAAAAGACAGUAACAUCAAUGGAUACCUCUGAUGAUAUAUCAGUUCCUUCUUUCUUCCCAGCAGUGACAGCAGAAUGCAAAGAGGCUGCAGCUAAAUUCUUUAUUUGUAUAGAAAAAUCAAUGCAACCUCUCAAUGCAGAGGAUACGGGUGCAGCAAAAAGAGGUUUGAAAUUUUGUUUACCAGAUAUGAAGUUGUACCAACAAUGUAUGCAAAAAUCGUUGGCGAAUGGAUCAGAAAAACUAUUGUAA